Molecule: messenger RNA, 1818 nt
Organism: Diachasma alloeum
Lineage: Eukaryota; Metazoa; Arthropoda; Insecta; Hymenoptera; Braconidae
Product: alpha-ketoglutarate-dependent dioxygenase alkB homolog 4
Exons: 5
Coding region: 583-1473 (296 amino acids)
Biological process (GO): oxidative demethylation
Molecular function (GO): oxidoreductase activity; demethylase activity
Source: RefSeq, a predicted model, not a curated record
CAUCAUGAUCUCCUCCUCUCCAUAAAAGCCCUUCACACUCUCAAAUAAUCAACAAUUAAGCUAACGUAUCACAAAUUAAUACUUCAUUCACGAGAAAUAUCCACUAUCCCUCAUGAAUAUCGAGAAAUAUUCUCGAAAUAUCUCCGAGCCUUCGCUCUCUUUUGUCCCUCAGAGGGAAACGUAACUGAAAAACUCGGCGUAUGGCCGCGUUUCCAACUAUUUAUCGAGAAUAACAAAUCAUCCCGAGAAUUUUUCACUUCUCAACGAUUUUAACUCGAUCCAAUCCCUCGAAGAAUUGUCUCAAUAUUUUUUACAAUUGUUUUUCGUCAGGGAAAAUCGUUGAUACUGUUUGUUGAUACAUGGGAUAAAUAAAGUGGCUGACAGCAGCGCCAGGCGGCACGUGAACAUGUCAAAAAGUUGGGAGGACUUUCUAACCUCGCGACAGCUCCUUUUCGACUCCUGGACUGCUAAACUUUUUGGAGCAUUUUUGUGAAGUUUAUUGUUUCGAAAAACCUUGUUGUGGGGCAUUGUUGACUGUUGUUCGUUUUUUUCGAUUUUUUUUUUGAAAUUUUUGUUCGGGGCAUGGAGACAGUGAGGGAAUGCGGCUGCAAGGGAAUUAGAACGUGCCUGAUUUGCGAAAAAGAGUUCAAUAUUUGUAAACCUGAUCUGUUUAAGGAUCUGCAGGAGCUUCCUAGUUAUGUUUAUUGUCCCCACUGUGACAAAGCAUAUCCCGGAUGGGACGUGAAUAUUUUUAAGGACCACCCCCACCACCAGGGAACUCCACUCUCCUACCCAGGUGUAUUUAUCAAGCUAGAUUUCUUGACGACCAGAGAGGCCGAGCAACUCCUGAUAGACGUGGACAAUUUACCCUGGGACAUAUCUCAGAGUGGACGAAGGAAACAGAAUUACGGGCCCAAGUGCAAUUUCAAGAAGAAAAAACUUCGACUGGGGGACUUCAACGGCUUCCCAAGGACUACCAAGUUUGUUCAGGAAAAAUUCAGUGAUGUCCCUCUGUUAAAGGGCUUCAGGACGAUUGAGCAAUGCAGUUUGGAAUAUACGAGGGAACGAGGAGCCUCGAUAGAUCCUCAUAUCGAUGAUUGCUGGAUCUGGGGAGAGAGAAUUGUUACAGUCAAUGUUCUGGGGGAUUCUGUACUCACUAUGACGAGGUUUCAUGGAGACGAAUGGAAAUAUAAUCGUCACUUAGUUUCUACGUAUCCACCAGUUGUUGACAAGGAUUAUUCCGAUGACGAGAACGUUGGAGACUUUGUUGUGAGACUUCCAAUGCCAGAGAGAUCGUUGAUGGUGUUAUAUGGACCCUCCAGAUAUGACUGGGACCAUUUAGUGUUCCGAGAAGACAUAGACUCCAGAAGAGUUUGCAUAGCCUACCGAGAAUUCACACCACCCUAUUUACCUCCAGGUGAUCACAGUCACGAAACUGUCGAGAUUCUGAAGAAGGCGGAGAAUUUCUGGUGACGUAGUUCCCUGAUCCAUCCACAAAAUUUUAAUUAUGAAUUAUGCAAUCAAUUUUGAAUAUUUAUCAAUCUUCUCUUUUGAGAAUUCCAGAAUAAUCACGGGGAAAAUCAAUUAAAUUUUAACUGUUCAUUUUUGUCAGUGGUAGUAAAUUAAUGUAAAUAUGCAAUGAAAUUAUGUCAGAGUUGUCGAAUUUUUCGUUUAUAUCGUUACUUAUCGAGAGUGCAGAGAGAAAUUGUAUUUUUUUUUAAGUUUCUUGUGAUGAGCGUUAUUUUAUCACUGAAAAUGAGGGAAUCCAGGAUGUAUAAAGUUGUGUAAGCACGUCAAUAAUAAAAAUCGUUGAUAAUU